Messenger RNA from Phytomonas sp. EM1, 4038 nucleotides. Lineage: Eukaryota; Euglenozoa; Kinetoplastea; Trypanosomatida; Trypanosomatidae. The record is from the annotation of a GenBank genome assembly.
AUGGAUAAGUAUCAGAAAGUUCGUGUACUUGGCAAGGGAAGCUUUGGGAGCGCAAUUCUUAUCAAACGCAAGGUAGAUAACGCACUGUUUGUUGUAAAGGAGGUAUCAUUUCUGAAAAUGUCUAAGAAAGAGCGGGAUGAGGCGCGUCACGAGUGCACAAUCCUUCAGAAGCUUAAACAUCCUAAUAUUGUGCGCUACGUCGAGCAGUUUGAAAAUCAGAGAAGUCUAUACAUUGUAAUGGAAUACUGCGACGGUGGGGAUUUGAACGCUAAGAUACAGCAGUCGCGUGUCCCCAUGAAGGAACCAACAAUUAUGUAUUAUUUCUCACAAGUUUGCCUGGCUAUGGAAUACCUCCACUCGUUUCACAUGCUGCACCGAGACAUUAAGACCAUGAAUGUUUUUCUCAUGAAAAACGGAGCUGUCAAAUUGGGUGACUUUGGCAUCACCACUAUCCUUCGCAACACAAUGGGAAUGGCAAACACGGUCUGUGGUACGCCCUAUUAUUUUUCUCCCGAGCUGUGUCGCAACAAACCAUACAACAACAAAAGCGAUAUCUGGGCGUUAGGUGUCCUCUUGUAUGAGUGCGCGACUGGUGGGCGUCAUCCAUUUGAUGGUGCCAACAUGAAUCAGCUGAUGCAACGCAUCGUUACUGGGCAAUGUGCAGCGAUUUCUAGUCAAUACUCACCUGAGUUCCGUAAGAUGAUAGACUGGUGCCUUCAGAAGGACCCUAUAAGGCGGCCAAGUAUUAAGCAACUUCUUUCCCUUCCUCUUGUUCGUCGGUCCUUGGAGCAGUUGGAGGAGAAUCUUAUGCUGGCGACCGAGUGCCGUGUGCGUUUGAAGGACAUCAUCGAUUUUAACGCCGGAUCGCCUAAUAGUGAAAAUUCCAAUGAAUGCCAAGCUGGCAAGAAAACACCCUGCCCUACCCCUCGAGCGGAACAGAAAAAAGUAAAGCAGUCCCCGGGCCUCACCCCUGGUCAAGCGGCAGCCAUGGCGGUGGUGCAACAGUCACCCACUAAAGGCUCUCCCGAAUCUAAACGCGUCGCUGACAUCUUGGGCCCGAAGCCCAAGGUACCUAACGUAAAUAACAAUCAAAAUAACGCGAAUCAUGUCACGCCGGGCGAGAUCUAUCAACGAAACAUGCUUGAUAACCUUCAACAAAUGCGAAACAGGCUCAACGCUGCAGCGCUAGCUGGACCUUCACCGUACGCUAAGAGACCUUCUUCUCCAAGCAACCGUAAGGUAGUUCCGCCUGAUUCUGAACCGCCGGUGAAGUUGGAAGAAAUUGCUGCUGUACACGAUCCACCCCCGUUCUGUGAGUACCAACCGAAUGUUCAACGUAUAAAGGCUAUCAUGGCUAAAUAUGAACAUAAUGCAAAUCCUAAGGCGAAGGAAACCAUCCAUGCGUAUAUGCGUCGCAAGCAGGAGGAUUACUUGAAGAAGCAAAAAGAAGAUCUGGAGAGGCGCAAGCGCUUGAAUGAGCUCCGAGAAAAGGAGCUCCAGCGCAUUCUGGUUCAACAACGUCGUGCUGCGCUGGGUGUAGAAAACAAUGUUUAUGCAAAUGGCUACAAUGGCAACAACAAGCCCAUUAAGGAAGCCCAGUCACCAGCGCCAGUACCACGUGAGGCAGGGGUCUCACCGCGUAAUAACCGCGUUCCCACUGCUGCCUCCCCCUCUCCCCCUUCAUUUCCCUUAAACAACGAUCAUCGAUGUGCUCCAGCACCACAUUCGCCUACGAGAGCUGGUGGUUUGCCCUUGCAUACUCCUGCUCAGGGCUUGCAGCGGAUGUUUGGUGUCGACCCUAGAUACGCUCCCUGUAGCCCUGUGAAAGGUGUUCCCAAGGGCAAUACUCCACCUUUAAUGGCUAACCAGAACAAAGUGAAGGUUGCAGCGAACUCGCCGCUACAUGCGGAUAAGGCUGCAUAUCAGAAGGCAAAACAAGCUGUCGGUAAACGUAAGGAGGGGCCAUCACUGGGGGAUCAACCAAGGGGAUUUCCAAAGAAUCGUUACUCCAAUGGCUAUCCACUAGACCGUUUAGAUCAUAAAGCUCGAGAGGUAGUGAGUCGUGAAGCCGAGGAGAGAAAAAAUCCCAAACGGCGCUCUUUUCCGACGAACGCUGAACCUAUGAAAAAAAAUAAAAAUUUGGUUGAUAAGGCUGCUUCUCCACAAGUAGUGGCAGAUGAUGGUAUGGUUAUCAUGGGUUCUCAGGUACCGCACUUCCGAUCGCCUCAAACACGUCAGGGUCGACCCCCAAGACCAGCUAUAUUGAACGCUUUGCUGGACAAUGGAAAUGUUGCUGAGCACGCAGCACCCAGACUGACACCACCCUCAACUCCCAUUAGUAAACCCAACGCUGAGAAACGCGUCCGCUCCUCAUUGAAUUUAGAAUUUCAGCCACAUGUGGCUACCCCCAUCGCGGGAAUCCGAAACCGAAUCCCUUCCUCUCCUGCUUUAACUCCGAGGAGCCUGGCUGCACUACCGCCUGCUGUGCCGCACUCCGCCUUGCAGUCGCCAGAGGAAAGUGCGGAACGUCUUUUUAAACGCAUCCCCCCAGCAGCUCAAACCCCCAAAUCAUAUGAGGUUCAAGCGUCUAAUUUGCCUUUAUCACCGUCCAAGCAGAAUCCGUUAGCUGCUCCGAAUUAUGAAACUUCUAAUCAGCUAGUGAGUGAUUCAGACGUUGCUUUGAUGAGGCUUGUAGAAAACAAAACAAAUUUUCAGGAUGGUAAAGCAAAUGUGAUGCUCCCUCUAGCAAUGGACACCCCUCCUUUGGAGCUGUCCUCGAUUGUCAUCAAGGGCAAUGAAGACAGCAUUUCAGAAGCUGAGCUGAUUGAUGUGGCGCACACCGUCAAAGGGUGCACUCCAGUUCAGCCCAUCUCCUUAAUGAACAACAAAGCGGCCAAUUUAUCCAGGCAAGAUUCACAGUCCAGUAAUGCGGCCAUCCCAAGGAAGAAGGCUGGCCUGGAGGAUGUUAAACCUAUUUUCCAUCCUGCUCCGGAUGCCCGCCCUCAUCACCUUUGCUGGCCUCUAUCUAGUGAUGCGGCAAGGUACGCAGGUAUGCUAAAGGGGCCCAAUAUCCCAGCUGCCGAGGUUGAGCUGCAUCCGCUUAAGGAUGUGACCGGUGAGGGUAAUGAACGGGAGGUUGUGGUGCCUAGCAUGCUAGAAACGCUGCGCACCUUGCGGAGCAAGGUGUCCCCCUAUCGUGACUGCAACUCAGCGGAUCACUUCUCGAAACAGUUAGCCUUGCUUAAGCAACGACAGCGACUCGGUGUAGAGCGGCAUCAUGUGAUUAAGAAUACUGACAUUCUAGACACCAAUUCGCAAUCCAACGAAGGGCCACCCGAACCUAUUCCGGAGAAGCUUUCUCCCCUUCACGGCACGCCACGCAAAAAUCCGAUUCUAGAUAGCGAGGACAUUUUUCCUAGUUGUUGUACAAGUGUCGAAAGCGAAGCACACGCUUCGCCCCAUUCGGACCACGACUCUGUGUCCGACACGAAACGCACAAGCUUAGUUGAGGGUUAUGAGGAGAUGUUGCAGCACUUGAGAAGUUUGCUGGAAAAACGGAGGGUGUCGUAUCGUAAUAUUCGUAAAUUAUACAAAAACGCAGAAGACAGCGUCAGCAGGCCAUCAAGCCCUGCAAACCUCUCUAAGGGAGAUUUAGACAAUCCGAUGUCUAGUAACGAGAUCUUUUGUCCCUCAUUGGAUUUAGUAUCAGGCUCCCCACCUCGCUUGCUUAACACGAAGUCUGGAAAGAACACUCAAGUCCCAGUACUCGUGGCUAUGGAUGAAUUAUCCGAAUCGCUUCAUAUUGAUGAGGCGACUGACGACGUAAACGGCGAUGACGACAAUUUUGAAGAUGCCAUACCGCUUUCCCCAGCACGUUGUGCCAUGAGAAACGACAUGUACACUCAAAUGUUGCAACAUAAUCUAAUUAGAAGCCCAGAAGUUAACGCGAAAAGUUCCAAUGCUAGCGACAUCUUGCACUCAAAUGGUGUACCUCAUGGUCAAGAUGCGAUAUUGAGGAGGGACUGUACGCGCUGUUAA